GCCUCAACUCAGUGAGUCGGUUGGCAUUAAUCAGAGUAGGAGGAGUCCUACAAAAAUGGUCACAUUCUCGGACAACACCUCCCUCUCUUCUUCAAACAAUGCUUCCCCGGCUCCCAAGUUCGCUAACUCCUCCACCACUCGAAUCUUUUUGGAUGUUGCUGGGGAUAUCACCAUUGCUGUUGAUGGAGAAUCUUUUCUACUUCAUAAGUUUCCAUUGGUAUCUCGAAGUGGAAAGAUUCGGAAAAUGGUUGCCAAUGGUAAGGAUUACAAUGUUUCAAAACUGGAACUCGUUAACUUCCCUGGAGGACCUCAGACAUUCGAACUUGCCAUGAAAUUUUGCUACGGUAUGAACUUCGAGAUUACCACCGCAAACGCCGCCCUCCUACGCUGUGCUGCCGAGUAUUUGGAAAUGACAGAAGACUACCGGGACGAAAAUCUUAUUGCACGAACCGAAGUUUACUUGAAUGAGGUUGUAGCCCAUAGUCUUGAGAAGUGUGUGGAAGUACUUUGUACUUGCGAGACACUGCCUCCAAUAGCUGAGGAACUGGGAAUUACAGAUAGAUGUGUGGAUGCCAUUGCCAUGAAUGCUUGCAAGGAGCAAUUGGUUUCAGGUUUGUCUGGUUUGGACUGUGAUGGUGAAUCUACAGAACUUAAGUCUGGUUGUCUCGAAUGGUGGAUCGAAGAUCUUUCUGUUCUAAGGAUUGAUUAUUAUCACAAGGUUAUUAUUGCCAUGGGCAGAAUAGGUGUUAGACCAGACAGUAUUGUGGAAUCAUUGAUGCAUUAUGCUCAAGCAUCAUUGAAAGGUAUCGGAAAAUGUCAGAUUUUGAAUCCAGUGAGAACGAAACCGAUCUCUGCCACUGCUGAAAAUGAGCAGAGGACAAUUGUGGAAACCAUUGUAAGCCUCCUGCCAGAAGUGAAGAGCUCUUCUAUUCCAUUGAGUUUCCUGUUUGGGAUGCUAAGGAUGGGAAUUAUGGUGGAAGCUAAGGUCGCCUGCAGGCUCGAGCUUGAGAGUAGAAUAGCUUUUAGAUUAGAAAUCGUUUCACUUGAUGAUCUGCUCAUACCGUCUCUCAGUGCCGGGGAUUCUCUAUUCGAUGUUGAUACUGUCCACCGGAUACUCAUAAAUUUCCUGCAGCAGAUUGAAGAUGAAGAAAAUGAAGACUGUGGUGGAUAUGAGUCCGAUGGGGGCCAUGGUUCUUUGUUGAAGGUGGGACGGCUUAUCGACUCGUAUUUAGCUGAAAUUGCCCCUGAUCCUUAUUUAAGUUUGCAGAAAUUCAUUGCCAUGAUAGAAAUAUUACCGGAUUAUGCUCGGGUUAUCGAUGAUGGUCUUUACAGAGCAAUUGAUAUAUACUUAAAGGCUCAUCCAAUGCUAAGUGAUCAUGAGUGUAAGAAGCUGUGCAGAGUCAUAGACUGCCAGAAACUGUCUCAAGAAGCAAGCAACCAUGCUGCACAAAAUGAGCGACUUCCGGUACAGAUGGCAGUUCGGGUCCUAUACUUCGAGCAGCUGCGAUUGAAGAAUGCCUUGUGUACACGCAGUGGGGAUGGAUUACUGUCCCAGAAAAUAAGCAGUGGAGUCCCGAGUGCAGCCAUGUCGCCUCGCGAUAAUUAUGCAUCUCUAAGAAGAGAAAACCGAGAACUGAAGCUGGAGAUAUCGAGAAUGAGAGUAAGGUUGAGUGAGUUGGAGAAAGAGCAGGUGGUGAUGAAACGUGGGAUGAUGGACAAGUCGGGAAAUGGGAAAACAUUCUUCAACUCUCUUUCGAAAGGGAUAGGAAGGAUCGGGAUAUUUAGCGGUCCCGGUGAAGGAAAACACCAAAAAUCAGGCCGCAAGUCUCGAGGAUCAGAGGCGAAAACUGGAAGGAGUCGGAGGUAUCCGUAAAACAUUCACUUGCUUGCUUGUAUUUAGUAGUAGGAAGUAGGACUUGAAGCCUCUCAUUUCUGAAAGUAUGUAUGUAUGUAUAUACAUGCAUAUGGAGAUUUGUAUAUUUUGAUCGCUUGACAAUGGCAAUUAACUAAUUAACAAGUUUACC
Messenger RNA from Hibiscus syriacus, 2024 nucleotides. Its product is annotated as BTB/POZ domain-containing protein At3g08570-like. The record is from RefSeq and is a predicted model, not a curated record. NCBI's taxonomy places the organism in Eukaryota, Viridiplantae, Streptophyta, Magnoliopsida, Malvales, Malvaceae. Bases 56 to 1873 code for a protein of 605 amino acids. Gene Ontology annotation, molecular function: protein binding. The transcript has 4 exons.